Paramuricea clavata is the source of this 426-nucleotide messenger RNA. NCBI's taxonomy places the organism in Eukaryota, Metazoa, Cnidaria, Anthozoa, Malacalcyonacea, Plexauridae. The record is from the annotation of a GenBank genome assembly.
AUGGCAAUUCAGUAUUAUGAAAACGUAUUCGAAAUUGAAAGAAAUCGAGGAUAUCAACUAGAUGAACCAGACGCAUAUUUUGAUUCAGGAGAUGCUUAUAGAUUAAACAAUCAGAUUCAAACGGCAAUUCAACAUUAUAAAAAAGCCUUAGAAAUUGCAAAAAACCGAGGGUAUAAACAAAGGGAAGCAAACGCAUAUCUUGAGUUAGGAUAUGCUUAUAGAUUCAAUAAUCAGAUACAAAUGGCAAUUCAGCACUACGAAAAAGCCUUGGAAAUUGCAACAGAACGAGGAUACAAACAAGAGGAAACAAACGCAUAUCUUGGGUUAGGAGAUUCUUACAGGUUGAACAAUAAGAUUCAAACGACAUCGACCUUACGCACGAGCACAGAAAUUCUGCAAAGAGAAUCUCGUCGUCACAAACACCAG